Messenger RNA from Aphis gossypii (cotton aphid), 1613 nucleotides. RefSeq lists its product as uncharacterized. Bases 188 to 1546 code for a protein of 452 amino acids. NCBI's taxonomy places the organism in Eukaryota, Metazoa, Arthropoda, Insecta, Hemiptera, Aphididae. The record is from RefSeq and is a predicted model, not a curated record. The transcript has 9 exons.
UUUGGUAUUUGGACAUUUGCUGAUCAUCGCGUACAGUGCAGUUCAUCGUUCGUUACUAUUAGUUUACCUCUACUCUAGUGUACAGUGCGCUUAAUGCUUAUAUAGUUAAAACAUAUUUGUUUCAAACAGACAAGAAACAAUAGAUUGAUCAUUACAGACCUCAAACUUACGUAUCAAGUAGUUAAUUAUGUGGAUUGUUGUUCAUUUCUUGGAUGAAGACGCUGUCGAAACUGUGCCUGAAACAUGGUAUCACAGAAAAAGUAAGACGUGUGCAUGGCCUAAUGCAAAGAAUCGGGCAAAAAAGUUAAUCGAAAAAAGAGCAUAUCCAAAUAAGUUGGAAUAUAAUUGGUUGCCAGCGAGGAUUUUAGGACGAAAAUAUGGAAGCUUAGAAGAAGCCCGAGCUAAGACAAACAAGGCCCUUAUCCUUUCAGAUUUAUCUGCAAAUGAUGAAUAUAUGAGCAAAAAAGUUACUACAAAAAAACAGUUUGAAAGUAGAAAAAUAGAAAGUCCUCCAAGUUUAAAAUCUAAAAAAAGGAAAAUGAAUUAUGACAAAUUUAUUGAUGAUGAAGAUGAAGAUAAUAUGAUAAUAGAUACAUAUGACUCUGAUAAAGAUGCAGAAUAUAAAUUACCCGGAGUUUCAAAUGAUUAUUCAAGUCCAAAAAGUCCAGCAAUGAUUGAAAAUGAUAAAAGUGUUCAUUCAAGUCCAAGCAUUUUCAAUUCUCCUAUUGGGAAGUUUGUGAUUGAGGACUAUGUUUCUGAUUCUCCUAAUCGAAAUGAUGAUUUGAUGAUUUAUCCAUCUCCAAAACAAAAAAAAUCAACAAUAUUUAUGUCACAGCCAAGCAGUCAUCCAACCCCAGUGUUAAAGACAAAUAAUGUAAAAAAAAAGUUAUUUUCCUCACAGCCAUCAAAUCUAUCAGAAGGUAUACAAACAUUACAAACGCAACAAACUGAAAACAAUAGUAAUAAUAAUUCUUCUACCUGUAACAUAGAAAUGCAUAAUGGUGAUUUUCAAAAUCUUGUCCUGGCUUUAUUAAAUAAAAUUAAGUAUGAGAUAUCUAAUUUGAGCUCAACAAUAAAUAUACAACAAAGUACUAUUAACGCAUUUGAUACAUUUUUAAAAAAUACUGGGCAAACAAUUGCUUCUCAAAUGUCUAAUCAAAAUUCUUCAAUAACACUCGAUGACAUGUUUCCAAUAAAAACUGAGGAGGAACUAGAAAUUUUUGAAGAAAAAAUUAAAGGAGAUAAAAUUUUUCGAAAUACUGCGACAGCAAAACUCUCUGUACUAAUUGGUAUUAAAGAUAUUGGUGAUAGCACUAGGCGUUUGAUGUCCAAAAUGUUUGAAGAUGAAGUACUUUGCAACUAUUCGUUAUUAGGAUUCAAGAAAAAAAAGAAUUUUUCACAACUAUCAACCUACCGUUUACUAAUUGACACCAUACGACUUAAUCCUAAGUUCCAAAAUAAAUUGGAUAAAGAAAUCGACGUGCCAUUGGCCACUUGGUUAUCGCAUGCUAAGUUUCGACUUCAGUCUUCGCUUCCAAAAUCCUAAUACAUAUAUGCAACAUUUCCACAUACCAACUAUAGUUACUAUAUUAAAUAAUAAUAAAAUGCAUACC